Triticum urartu is the source of this 617-nucleotide messenger RNA. Its product is annotated as cell number regulator 2-like. NCBI's taxonomy places the organism in Eukaryota, Viridiplantae, Streptophyta, Magnoliopsida, Poales, Poaceae. The record is from RefSeq and is a predicted model, not a curated record.
AUGACCGGGCCGGACGUGUGUGCUGCAGGCUGCCUGACGUUCUUCUGCCCGUGCGUCGUCUUCGGGAGGAUCGCCGAGAUCGUCGACAUGGGCGCCACAUCUUGCUGUGCGAGCGGGACGGUGUACGCCGCGCUGGCGUCGAUGACGGGGAUGGGCUGCCUCUACUCCUGCGGCUACCGCUCCAGGCUGCGGGAGCAGUACCGGCUCAAGGAGACGCCCUGCGGCGACUGCUGCGUCCACUGGUUCUGCGAGGCCUGCGCGCUCUGCCAGGAGUACCGCGAGCUCAAGUCCCGCGGCUUCGACAUGGCCCUCGGAUGGCAGGCCAACAUGGAGAAGAUGGGGAAGACCAUGGCGCCGCAGACGCACGCGGGGAUGACUCGCUAGAGCAUCCAUGCGGCCACCGACGAUGAAUCCAUUCCAUGGUCGUCAAUGUCAGCUUCCAGCUCAAGAUGAAGAAUGCCACCAGUGUACGGCGUCUACUUAUGUCUUGUCGCGAGUCGGUUUGUGUUUGUGAUCGAUGUGUAGUGUGCCUUUCUGUUGUUGUAAAUCGUCGUUUCCCAUCCGUCCACCUCCACCAUCUGUGAUGUUUAUGUGGACAUUUGAAUAAAAGAUGUAUC